This is a messenger RNA of Ochlerotatus camptorhynchus, 3393 nucleotides long. RefSeq names its product integrator complex subunit 5 omd (gene omd). Gene Ontology annotation, biological process: snRNA 3'-end processing. The record is from RefSeq and is a predicted model, not a curated record. Gene Ontology annotation, cellular component: integrator complex. Lineage: Eukaryota; Metazoa; Arthropoda; Insecta; Diptera; Culicidae. Bases 116 to 3220 code for a protein of 1034 amino acids. The transcript is spliced from 4 exons.
GCGGAGGCACAUCAACCAGUGCAUGUAAACAACCGACGAUUUUUUCCUGAUUUUCCUUAGUUUUUCAUUGGUUUUCCACGGAAUCUGACAAAUUUAGAUUUACGAUCCCAGCACGAUGAUCAAACAACCCGUUCUCGCGGAAUUGCAGUAUUUUGUCAAUAGCGUUUCGCUGUUGUACAAAGGAAUCCCGCUGAAAGACUCGGCCGCCCUCGUCAAGUGCAGUCUGCACCUGCUGGAGGAUCUCCCGUCGACUCGGGAAGCCGUCUUCGAGUACUUCUCCCUGGUCUUCAAUGGAGCCGUGAAACUUUACCUGAUAAAUGUGGAGAAAAAUAUUCCAGAUGCAUCCCAGGACGACGAUGCAAUCCAGGAGAUACAUGAAACGUUGGAGCGGUUGGUGACUAAUGGGCCACCGGCGUGGUCACCUUUGAUCUCGUCGUGGUGCUUGAGGUUGCUGGGAGAGAUAUGCGACAAGAACAGCCGCAGAAGGCAACUGGAUAUUAGAACGUCGUGCAACCUGUGGCUCGGUUGCAAUGCUAUUCGUUGCUUGGUAGGGUUAACCGCGCUCUGUUUCAGCAAAUUGAAUGAGCAGGAGGUAGACGCUUGCAUCACCGGACUGUUGAAUACGUUCGCUCAGUAUUCGCCGCACUUUGAUUGGGUGGUGGCCCGACUGGGAGGAUGCUUUCCCUCGAAGGUGAUUUCAAAGAUGCUGUACUGCGGUUUGAAACGGUUCACCGGGGAAUAUGACCAGGUUGAUUCCGAAGUGGAAGUGCUGAGCUACUUGGCCGCUGCAAAUGAGGAAGAUUUGAAGCAAUCUUUGAAGGAAAUUUGCCAGAAGGAAACGAUGAACAAGCUGGUGGUUCCCUAUUUGUUGCAUCUUUCGAAGCACUCGGAUAUCCUGGCUCAGGCGCUAGCUGCAGUGUUUUUAGAAAAUUAUACGGACAGCCAUCUCCAGCUGAUCAAAACGCAAAGUAAAUUUUGGCCCAACAGCUACAGCACCACUAACAUAAUUCACAUCGUAGCCGGUCUGCUGUUGAAGAUCAAAAAGGCCUCUAUCCAAGUUCUACUAACUCUACCUCGAAUAGCGGAGAAAUUUUCCUGGUGUCAGGAACUGUUGGAAAUGCUCUUUGUCGAGCUGGAAGCAAUCGUGUUGGAAAAGCGAACCUGUCCGCUGUUGGACGAUGCCACGAAAGAAAGCUCCAAAGAACUGCUGUGGCGAUCGUGUCUUAGCGAAUCUGCCCUGCUACAGCAGAGCGCAGUCCGUUCGAUUUUGCUAGCUAGUCUAAAAUCGUCCUACUUUUUGCAUCAAUCGAUCGCCCAAAUGUUGGCAGCUUCUUCAGGAACGGAAGCAAAUGCCAGCAAGCCACACCUCAAUGCACUGGUUCGGUUGCUCGGAGGACCACACGGUUCGUCCGAGCUGCCGAAAAUUAAGCCUGGCUUCGAGAUUGCCUUGGAUAAGAUGUUAUUAACGCCGGGACGGAAUCGGGAAAAUUCGAACGUUCUGAAGAAUUUAGUUGAAAUUGUCAAAUUGGAGCGGGAUUCGUUCAAUGUGCAUCUUAAGAAGAUGAAUUGCGUGGGGAUGUUGCAGGAGCUGCUUGGAAAGUUGCUGGCCAUUUGGGAGAUGUUGAUGAAUCAGGAGAAGCUACCCCUACAACAAUCGAUACAAUCGUCCACAGUGGGAAUUCAGGUAAGUCUUCUUUGGGCUUUGGAUUUCGGCUUGGUGAUUGUAACAUUCAUUUUCCAGAACGAAAUCAAAAAAGUCAAGCGCGAAGAUGGCGGGACGGAAUCGAUGGACACAGGCGAAGGUCCAAGCGCUAUCUUCCAUCCACCGCCCAGCAUCACCUCCAAGUCCGAUCAAAUCCACAUGCUAGCUAAACUCAUCGACUGCAUGGAACUUAGUUCCAAAGCCUUCGUUCUGAAUAUGUCAGAAACGUUAAAGCUGUCCCAACUGACCGUAAGGUACUUCUUCUUCUGCUUGGAACAGGCUUCCAACGAAGGAAAUCUCACUUCCGAGGGCGAUACGAACCACCACCGAUGUUGUCAACUCCUGUCGAGACAUUGUGCCACUAGGAAAGCAGCACGGACCGCUGCGCUGAGGGAUAUUCUAGAAGGUGCUCUCUAUCUACAUGGACAUUUGUUUGGGUCGCACACGGAACCGGAUACCGUCGAUUAUGGCAAACCGGACGAGCUGCUCAUAAGGCUGAAUCAGAAACAAGGAAUAACGAUGAAUGCCUCUAGGGCGACUGUACUGCACGCGGGGGUUAUUGGGCAAGGACCAAAGCUCCCGUUCAAGAAGCCCGAUGGUCCAGAAACAGAAAUGCAGAACCGGUUAAUUAGUGCCAUUGUGGCAUGCUGCCAGGAUUUGGAGCAUCAAAAUACGAUCGAUGGAUUCAGCUACGUUUCGUUGCUGUUGGUUGAGCUCGUCUCACCCGAUGUGAUGUACAAUGGGCUGCCUUGGCCGGAGGAGGAGUUCACCAAGGUGACCAUGGAGCGAGACCUGCAGAUUCGACGAAUGUUCCGUAAUAGUCCUAUCUUGUGGUCGAUUCUCGGUUUGAUCGCUUGUUAUAGACCAGCUCUGUGCUACAGUUCGGUCCUGUUGAGGGCUCUGUGCGCUUCGGCUCUGCACCAGUGGCGGUCGAAGUCCGCCGAAACGAUGAACGGACAGAAAACGGAACUGAUGUUCGUGACGACCAAAUUGCUGGAACUGCUGGCCCUCGGACAGUUGCUUCCUCCUCCACUCAGCUAUCUGCACAUUGUACUGCCGUACCUGGAUGCAAAUGAGGUCAUCUACGUUCUGAAGGAAUGUGUCUGGAACUACAUGAAGGAUUACGUCCCGUCCCCAGUGCUGUUCGUGUGCGAUCCCACCGGAUUUCAUUGGAGAGAUCCGCAAACCUCUCGGCCCCCACCGCAGUAUACAAAUCCUUUGAGGAACACUAUGCAGAAGAAGUUGCCCAACAUCGGUCAUCUGUACCAUCAGAUGUUUGUUGGGCCGGAGUUGAGAAACCCGACCAUUUCGAACGUAAACAUGGUCAAUGGGCUAGGGGGUGGUGGUCCGGUGGUGCCCCACGGACCGAAUGUCAAUGCUAAUGGGAAUGGAGUGCCGACGGUGGUACUGCCAAUGGGGGGAGGACUUCCGGCUGCCAAUGGGAAUGGUGCGUUGAGUAUGUUGAAUAGCGGUGGAGGAACAGGACCCGGAAUUAUACCGGUCGUCACGCUCGACUAGGGUAAGACGAGUAGUUGUUUUUGAUUGUCAUCGUCUUUGUGUAAGAUUGUAGGUAGACAACUAUCGACAAGUAGAAAUAGAAACGUUUACAGUAAUUGAAAUUUAAAGGUAAAACGUGUAAUUUUUUUUUUUGGCUAUAUGGUUUGUGUUGUUGAUUUGUGCCGAAAAGUUAG